UAUAGUUUGACUCUAAAUAGUGUACAAGAAGAACCAAAGCAAAAUACGAGUAGUAAAUAAAAUUAUUUUAAAAGAUCCAAAAAAGAAAAGCAAAAAAAGUAGUGGCUUGGGAGGGAGGGAGGGAGGGAUUAAAUUAGGAGGAGAGGGCAAUUUAGUGGGUUUGCAGUGCCUCGGCAGACUGAAACGCUCUCUCACACAUUUUCAUUUGUUGGCUUCUCUCCAUCCUCUGUAUCUCUUUACGUUUCUUCCUCUUUUUUUUCACUCGCUGUAGUGACAAUCUUCCUUCUUUCUCCUUAUUUCUCGCUGUAUUUCAGGCCAUUCAAAGUCCAAAAGGUUGAGAGCCUAACCUAACUCAAGUUGAAAUAUGGCAUCCCCAGCGACAUUGGGUAAAGGACAUUGUAAUGCUUCUUCUCUAAUGGCUUCUUCCUCAGCAGAAAGACUGAAUCUAAAGGCUACAGAAUUGAGGCUUGGUCUUCCCGGAUCCCAAUCUCCAGACCGAGAUGAAGAACUCAACAACAAGCAAGAACCUGGAAAAUUUGAUGAAAAGCCUCUGUUUCCUUUGCUUCCUUCACCCGAUGGAAUAUGCUCAUCUCUCAAGACUUCAGGGAACAAAAGAGGGUUCUUAUACACCAUGGACAGGUUCUUAGAAACAAAGGACUCUAAGGCCACCGAGGCAAAUGAUUGGAUUUUCAAUGCACCCAAAUCUGAUUCUCAGGCUAAUAUGAAGGGCAAGCACGUCGAAGCUAAGGCACCGGUAGUUGGUUGGCCACCUAUUAGAUCAUUUAGGAAGAACACACUGACUUCCACCACUAAGGUUACCGAUGAAGUUGAUGGAAAGCCGGGGCUUGGAUCCCUUUUUGUUAAAGUCAGCAUGGAUGGAGCCCCAUACCUAAGAAAGGUGGAUCUUAGAAAGUAUUCCUCUUACCGACAACUCUCUUCCGGGCUUGAGAAGAUGUUCAGCUGCUUUACCAUAGAAUGUGUGGUUACAUAUGAGGAUAAGGAUGGAGAUUGGAUGCUUGUGGGAGAUGUCCCUUGGGAUAUGUUUAUAGAGACGUGCAAGCGGUUGAAGAUCAUGAAGGGCUCCGAUGCGAUUGGAUUGGCCCCAAGGGCUAUGGAGAAUGGCAAGAGCAGCAGGAAGUAAUUAAUGGUUUGGUGGCAAGGUCUCCAUUUGUUUGUUUGUUCCCAUGAUGUCUGAUUAUUUAUGUUUAGUAUGACUGAGAAGAUGAUGGUGGCUUCAUCAUAAGUAAUAUAUACAUAGCAUGUGGUAUUGGAGCACAUACUUAUUUAAGUGGUAUGGACUAUGGAAUGUGAUUAAUUAUUAGUUAUUUUAUUAAGAGACUUUGAUUUUAGCAAUGGACAAUGUGAUUUCCUGGCUUUAUCUCUUGUGUUUGUGGUCUGUGAAUUGUGAAUCAACUAUGAAAUUGUGA
Molecule: messenger RNA, 1427 nt
Organism: Cuscuta campestris
Lineage: Eukaryota; Viridiplantae; Streptophyta; Magnoliopsida; Solanales; Convolvulaceae
Source: the annotation of a GenBank genome assembly